UUGUUAAAAUGCAGAAUUGUUUGGGUUUUUUUUUGUCAUAGGCGAAUGUAGUAUACAACAUUAGGUAGCUUUAGGGCUUUUUUCUUCCUUCACUCUGUCUCCACUAACCCGCAACUACCCCGCAACCCGCAACCCGCAACCCGCAACCCGCAACCAACAGAUCUUCUACUUCUCUUCUAUUAUUGACUUCAUGGCGAACCUGCGAAACUUGAAGAUAAAAACUAGCACUUGUAAACGUCUUGUUAAAGAGCUACACUCUUAUGAGAAAGAAGUCGAAAGAGAAGCUGCUAAAACAGCUGAUAUGAAGGAGAAAGGCGCUGAUCCUUAUGACCUUAAGCAACAGGAGAACGUGCUGGCUGAAUCAAGAAUGAUGAUUCCUGACUGCCGCAAGCGCCUAGAAUCUGCACUGGCCGAUCUAAAGGGAACACUGGCAGAGCUGGAGGAAUCUAAUGAGAAAGGGCCAGAAUUGGAUGAAGCUCAAACUACUAUCGCAGAUGUUGAGAAAUUAUUCCAAGGUGAAGAUGCCUAGUAUAUUAAUCCAAAGGAAGAUUCUCUGGAAGUCACCUGGAUUUUUACGAACGCCCCUUGUGUCUUGUUUGUUGGCUAAUUGUUCACCAUCAAUCUUCGUAUUAUUUAUGUGGACUCAUGGUCUUGCACUCUUGUUGUUUGCAUUGUGAGAGGAUUUGACAUGGUUCGGAUGCUUUUAUAUACCGCUAAGUUACCGAAACUCGAAUCACAAGUCACAACCAUAUUUAUCAAUUAUUAUUAUGAAGGGUAAACUUUAAUGAUAGUCUAUAUAGCCCUAGUAGAGAAUAAAUCUUAUAAUCGUCGAUAGAUGUUUCAGUUCCUCUUCAUGUUUUUCCUUUUCACCAAUGUUAAGAUUUAUGGUGUUCUUAUCGAGCAAUAAUUGAGUGCCAUUGUUGGUUUUUAUCACAAUGUCUAUGAUCAUAAUCUUCCCUCGGGUCUUUUGCUCAGAAUUGUCUCGUUGAAUCGUUGGAGUAUCUUGAGUUGUCACUGCUCCUAAGCCUCCAAUCAGGGAAUGUCGACUACAACAUUUGUUCCUACAAAUAGUUUAAGUAUUUUUUUAUUGUCACA
Amaranthus tricolor (Joseph's coat) is the source of this 1095-nucleotide messenger RNA. RefSeq names its product tubulin-folding cofactor A. Gene Ontology annotation, biological process: post-chaperonin tubulin folding pathway; tubulin complex assembly. The record is from RefSeq and is a predicted model, not a curated record. The transcript is spliced from 4 exons. Bases 191 to 529 code for a protein of 112 amino acids. Gene Ontology annotation, molecular function: beta-tubulin binding. Lineage: Eukaryota; Viridiplantae; Streptophyta; Magnoliopsida; Caryophyllales; Amaranthaceae. Gene Ontology annotation, cellular component: microtubule cytoskeleton; cytosol.